Corythoichthys intestinalis (scribbled pipefish) is the source of this 10722-nucleotide messenger RNA. Its product is annotated as rho GTPase-activating protein 32-like. NCBI's taxonomy places the organism in Eukaryota, Metazoa, Chordata, Actinopteri, Syngnathiformes, Syngnathidae. Gene Ontology annotation, biological process: small GTPase-mediated signal transduction. The record is from RefSeq and is a predicted model, not a curated record. Gene Ontology annotation, molecular function: GTPase activator activity; protein binding; phosphatidylinositol binding. Gene Ontology annotation, cellular component: nucleoplasm; cell cortex; Golgi apparatus. The transcript is spliced from 23 exons. The coding region runs from base 457 to 4974 and encodes 1505 amino acids.
GUCUCCUUCCUUUCCCGUUGUAUCGACCAUUACGAACCACGGGCCCCCACGCACUAUCCCACUACUUCUUUUAUAUUCCCUCAUUGCUUUGCACCUUGGCAUUGACUCGGCGUGGGAAAAACCGCCCGCGCUAACGCCUUCCAGGCGCGGGCACGGAGACGGUGUUUUGCGCGUUCCCGUGCUUGAGCGCAGUCAGAGCCACAGAGAAGAGAAGAGCCUCAGUUGUCAGCACCAGCAACACUGCGUUUUUUUGUUGCUACGGUUUUUAUUUUAAUUCAUUCAAAUUUUGGACGUCUAUUUCAGCGGUCAUCGUAGCCGUGUUCAAGCCGGGUGUUGAUGCAGUGCCAUGCCGCCAUCAUGCUGGCGAAUGCCGAGGAGCUACUCCCUUCGGCGGCUUAGACGAGCAGAGGACACCCGGCCGCAGCAGGCAGCGUGCACUUGCAGAACGACAGCAUCAUGGAGGCUGGCUGCGUGGUUGCCGCGGUGAUCGAGAAUGCUGCCACACGGCCCCGGGUGCAACCAGGAAGUGGUCACGUCCUUGAGGGAGACAUGGCACCAUUCAGUCAGCCUAACAUAGAAGAUGUCUUACCUCAAGCUACCAGCAGAAGUCCUACAGACGAGAGACAGCCACAAGAUAUGCAGCAGGCACAGAGUGAUGACAUCACGGCCGAACCCCUCCUGCGCUCGUGCGUCAGCACAGCAAGCAUGAAGGUCAAGAACAUGAAGAAGCUGACAUUCCCCAGAGGUCACUUCCCCCGCCUGGCAGAGUGCGCCCACUUCCACUAUGAGACUGUUGAUUUUGGAAAUGUUGAGCUGGCCUUUGCAGAGGGACAGAGUGAAGGAGCAAAGGGGACCCAGGACUCCAAAGAACUCCUCUUUCUGGUCCAGAUCACCUGCCAGGCUCGAAACUGGCUGGUAAAGAGAUCCUAUGAGGAUUUUCGUGUACUGGACAAACAUCUGCAUCUGUGCAUUUAUGACCGGCGCUACUCUGAACUUACCGAGCUGCCAAAAUAUGAACCAGUGAGGGACACGCAUGAGUCAGUAACCAAGAUGUUGGCUACCUACUUGUCCCGCUUUUCCGUCAUCGCUGACAAUAAGAUCAACUGUGGUCCAGUUCUAACAUGGAUGGAGAUUGACAACAAAGGGAACCAUCUGUUGGUCUCCGAAGAGUCAUCUAUCAAUGUCCCCGCCAUCGCUGCUGCACACGUCACCAAGCGCUACACAGCCCAAGCCACAGAUGAAUUGACUUUUGAGGUUGGGGACAUUAUUUCCGUCAUUGACAUGCCUCCCAAAGAGGACACAGGUUGGUGGAGAGGAAAACACGCCUUUCAGGUUGGUUUUUUCCCAAGCGACUGUGUUGAGUUGAUAAAUGACAAGCUCCCCCCCAGUGUUCAAAGCUCGGUGCCCAAACCAGUGUGUAAAAAGCAUGGCAAGCUGGUGACCUUCCUGAGAACUUUUAUGAAGUCGCGGCCACCGCCGCAGAAGCUUCGCCAGCGCGGAAUCCUUAGGGAGCGAGUGUUUGGCUGCGACCUCGGUGAACACCUCCACGGCUCGGAACAUGAAGUCCCUCAGGUUGUGAAGAGCUGUGCCGAGUUCAUCGAGAAAUACGGUGUGGUGGAUGGAAUCUACAGGCUGUCUGGAAUCUCUUCUAACAUCCAGAAACUGAGGCACGAAUUUGACUCUGAGCAGAUUCCAGACCUGAGCCGAGAUGUCUUUCGACAGGACAUCCACUCAGUAGGCUCCCUUUGUAAGCUGUACUUCCGAGAGCUCCCCAACCCUUUGCUCACCUACCAGCUGUACGACCGAUUUUCAGAGGCUGUGUCUGCAGCCACAGAUGAGGAGAGGCUGGUUAAAAUCCACAACGUCAUCCAGCAGCUGCCUCCUCCACAUUACAGGACAUUAGAGUAUCUCAUGAGACACUUGUCCCGUCUGGCUACCUUUAGUUCCAGCACCAACAUGCACACUAAAAACUUGGCCAUCGUGUGGGCACCAAACCUGCUCAGGUCAAGGCAGAUCGAAUCGGCCUGCUUCAGUGGCACGGCAGCCUUUAUGGAGGUGCGCAUCCAGUCAGUGGUGGUGGAAUUCAUUCUCAACAACACAGAGGCACUCUUCAGCACCAAACUUAACACCAUCAUACGGGAAAGUGCCGGUAACAAUACGUUAUCUAGACCCAAGUCUCUGCUGGUCUGCUCCCCGUCAACCAAACUGCUCUCUUUGGAAGAAGCACAAGCACGCUCUCAGGCUCAACUGACCUCCCCCACCACUACUCCUUGCCUAAGCCACAGUGACUAUAUUGAGGUCGGGGAAGGGCCUGGAGCCUUGACGGGCAAGUUCCAUACAGUCAUCGAGCUACCGCUGGAAAGUGCCAAGCGGGCUCCAAGCAAGGCCAAGAAGUCUCCCGUGGGCAACUGGCUUUCCUUUUUCCACUUGGGUAAAUCCCACUCGGUAUCCAAACGUAAACUAAAGCGACACCCCAGCGAGCCCAACGAGAUAAAGAGCAUUGCAUUGCCAGGUGGGAGAGGUGACAGUGGAACAUUGCGCUCGGCAAAAAGUGAAGAAUCUCUCACCUCUCUGCUUAAUGUGGAUGGGGAGCCUCCGAAAUACCAGCACUUGCGCCCCCGCUCCACUAGCGAGGCUUUGCCCACAUCCAGCAGAGACGACACAUACAGGGCUAAAAGCAAGCUUACGUUUAGUCACAACGAAGAAGACGAACUUUCACCUCCACUGCAGGAAGAUGACAUUGACCUCUACCCACCAGUUGCUGGAAUGUCCUCUCUAGACUUCGACCCCAUGUCCUUCCAGUGCAGCCUAACCUCUGCUACUCCCCGUGUCCCACGCAACAAAGAAGGGCACAAAUUAAAGAAGGGCGAUUCAGACGCAAACAUCAAUAGCCCUGCCCAGUUUAGAAAAGCGGAGACACGUGAAGCUCUAAUGACAGAUGGGAAGGAGCCCCGAGCACCUUACCGACAUUGCAGCCCACUCAGUGCAGCGAGUCAAGCUUCAGUGCUAACAGACUCUGCACAGAACCUGCCUGACCCAGGAGCAGAUAGACUUAUGAGUUCAGUGUCUAUUCUCCCUCCUCACCCUUCCCCGACGAGCGCUGCACGCAAGCUGGCUCUGGCACUAGCUGAGUCGGCGCAAAAGGCCAGAGGCGGCUCGCAGAGAAGAAGAAACCACCCGGCUCACCCACUCCAAAGACAGGAAGCUCAGGACAGGCCCGCCCGGCCAUCGGCCCUCGACCUCAAGGUGUACCCGCAGGCGUACACUGGACCUCCCCAGUGGCAGGCGCCACUCUACUUCUUGCCAGCGCAGCUACGCUCGCAGACAACUGACGGACUGGAGAAUACCUUCACACCCAACGUCAGCCCGCUGGGUUCAGGUAGCCUGGACUCACGCCAUGGCGACGUCACACCAGAGGAACCCACCUAUCAAAGUGUGGGAGUUUCAACCCCCUCUGAUCCCCUCUGCUCUCCACAUAGCCCCGUAUCCUCGCCCGUGUACGCCAACGCCGACUCAAUCAACAUUUUUAACUUCCGAGCCGUUCUCGCGGAGACCUCUGUGCCCGCCUCCUUCGAGGAAGCCCUUCCACGCUCUUUCCAGUCUCCGUCAUCCCACCACUAUGCCUACAGAGCUUUGGGCCCUUCUGGUGACAUCUACCGCAACCUCCAACAUCAGCCCCCGCCUCCGCUUUACUCUGAAAGACUAUCUCGCUGCCAUCGACCAGACGCGUUGCCCCGUCAUCUCUCAGGGUCGAGACGCAUGCACAGACAGUCGUCGGAGAGCCGCUGCAGUUCCUCUGGUUUAGGACAGCCUGCGUCCCCUCAGUAUAGGCACCACUACCGAGGUGACCACCUUAUGGGCGCCAGCCAGCGACAACAAGGCCAAUGGCAGAGGUGUGAAGACAGAUUCACCCCCCACCCCGCCAUUAGGAGAGCACGCUCUUUUCAUGCCCCACAGAUUAGUCGCUACGAGCUUGCCGCCGCUGACUUACUGCCCCCUGACUUUUAUGCUGAGCAGGAGGCCGCUUAUCAGAGGUUGCUUCAGCCCCGUUUAGAGGACAUUCAUGUACAACAAGUGCUAUAUAACCCUUACCCGGAUUUGACUGCUUGUGACAGCUCCCAAUAUCCUUUUGAAUCUUUUCAACUCAACAGUAUCCGCCACAGUCAGCCUUAUAGAACACGGUCUACCAAGGGAAGAGCGCCUCCUGAGUUUUACUAUUCCUCACACCACGACCGCCCUCUGGAUCAAGAGCUGUUCAUGGACAGUGGGGACUCGAUUGUUUACCAAAAGCAGGAAAAGAAAAAAAGCAGUCCGUCUCCGUACAAUAGUCCAGUCUCGCCGGCCGACUCUGUGGGAAGAGAGAUAAUGCACAUAAGGAGCAAGUCAGAUCCGGGGAACGGGGUGCUGUCCGCCAACAGGAGGGACAGCCAAACCGUUCUCAAGGCCACGUCUCCCGUGUCUCACCAGCCACAUUGUGUCCCUGUGAAAGACGGCGCAUCACAGCAUCGUCAGCAGGCGCCGCUUAGGAAGAUCCCCUCGCUGCCCGAGAGGGGCUUCGCCGAACUGAACGACAGAAGCCAAAUGGAUCCGUUAAAGAGAACAAGAGCCGGCAUCCUCAGGAGGCCUGAGCGGUCUCAGAGCACGAGAGAGAAUCGCCACCAACAUCAUCAACACCUCGCCAAAUCGCCCUUGGAUGGUGAACACGCCGGGUACGUUUCCUCUCAGCCUAACAGAAGGACUCAAAGCACUAAAGUGCGGCCCACGCACUACGACCACAUUCCGGGAGGCUUUUACGCCUCUCCCAGGCCAAAUCCAACAAGAUCCACGAAAGCCAGGCCAAGCUACACACCGGCCCCGGACACUGCCCCAUCUUCUGCCGCCGCUCCCCACGGACACAGGCUGCUGUCCAAGGCUCUGGCUCAGGAAGCUUUUUAUCAGUCAGUAGUCAGAACACACGCCGGCGUCCGUGACUGACGGACACUGCUUUUUAUGUUAAUGCACAGCCGGGCCAAAGGAGAAGCGCACUUUAUCCUCUGCCAGAAAAUACGACUUUUUUUUUAAACUUCAGUUGAACCUGCUGGAUCUGGCCAAAUCUGCCACCAGGGGGCACGCAUGCUGCUAGUGUCACCUUCACUAUUAAUUCAUCACUUUGAACAUGUCUGUGGAACCUGUGGCCCAUAAAUGACCAGUCAUGCACGCCCAAAUACAAGCAAAUCAUAAGAGAGUGUAAUCAUCAUUUGCCUCUAAUGACUAAAGUUAAAAUUAGAUUAAUUUAUAUAGCUUGCACCUUAAAUGGCUCAACAUGGUACAUCUGUAGUGGUCAAUUAAAAUCCUCUAAUACCCUAAAUAGGCAUAUUCGACAAUUUGAGCCUUAUAUAGACAUAUUAAAUGGAAUUUAUAUUUGUUCCUAAUGGUUUGCUAUGGUAUUGCUCCGAAAGACACAAAUGGGGCUGCAACUAUAAAUGAAAUAAUUUCAAUUGCAAAAUUUUGAAGUAUUAUCUCCACUUCAAGCCUUAGCAGGGCAUGUUUUCCACCUGCAGUUGCACAUAGAGCUCAGUGUAGAAAACAGUUAGGAGACUUUAUUUAAAAGGAAAAGACAGAGACUCUUAAGUUAGGGAGCAUUUCCCCCUCAAUGGAGUAGAAAAAGUGCAAUAUGUACCACAACGUGUCAAUGAUCGAGGUCAGUCUUACCUGUAUUCAAGCACUGCCCCACAAGUGGUCAAAAAUUCACACAUUUGCUUUACUGAGCUAACAUGAAGAAGCCCAACACAUGAAAAGCACAUUGAUGCUCUAGCUGCCAAUGCACACAUCUCAGCUAAGACCCGCAGAUGGGAUAACGGGUUAGCGGCUAGACCACACAAGCAGACAAGCGUGCACCUGACCUGCACAUACGGUUGUAUUUAAUACUGGAAAUUUAAUCUGAUUAUUUAAUGAUAUAAUUAGUGGAACACUCAGUUGUAAAACAAACAAAAGAGCAUACCCUUUGACUGGCAAUGAGUAGAGACAAAUACAAUGAAGUAAUUCAUAUUGAAAUGUUAACAGGAUUGCAUGAAUUGCUGGUGUGGGUUGUAAUUUUACAUACAAUAUAGAGCAAAUAUGGCUUUAGUUUGAGGACUUUAUGCAUAAAAAUCUUAAAAUGGUCUAUGAUGGGACACAAGUUCCACAUCUCCACUUCAGCGUCUUUCAAUUCAGGGGCCCAAAGUGUGGCUGUCAUGCUUUCGUUCUGUCAAACCCAAGGGAAAACAAGGUACUUUUUGAUUAUUUGUAUCACGAAGGUGCAGUUUGCUUAAGAAUGUGUAUAGAAAUAGUUGCUUUUUUUGUCCAAAGUGUCAUGCUGUAUGUUUUGUAUAAGGACAGUUAUCAAAAAAGUGGCCAACGUACUGUACGCAUAUUAUUGCAGUCAAUUCAGACUGGAAGCACUUUGUAAGAAAACACAUUGUCUUAACAAAACGUGUGUGAUGGUUACUGCAAACCUCUUGAUAGAAACAUUUGAUAUAUUUUUCUGUGUUGAAACUAAAAUGCUUGCUCGCUCACUCGGAAUUGUCGCUAAAUGCAAACAUGGGCACUUUUUUAACAAAGACAAAAAACUGGAAUCAACCUCAUCACAAAUGCAGACUGUAUGUUUUACCAUAUCAUAAAGCUAAUAUCUGUGCUAUCUACCUUUGAUCUUUGAAAAUUCUAUUUUUGUCUAUUGCUGUAUCGUCACACAAAUGGUGGAACAGUGACAUAAAUUAUUAUUCUAACGACGUUUUACUUAUUCAAGUUAUGUGGAAGAAAUUAUUCUAAGACAUGUUUAAUACAUGUCAUUUUUAGUGCUUGUCUUAAAAGAGAGAAUAAAUAUAUGACCAUGCAUUCCAAAGAACUGGCUAUAUUGUCAAUUUGUGAUGUGACUCAUACAUUGCUGUUUCUAAUAUUUUGGCUACUGUUGUUCUCAUGGUCACUAGGUGGCGCUCUAACGCCUCAGACAGGCGUCCUUUAACGCCCACAGCAAUGUUUGAAUUGAACUAGAAUCUCAGCUCAGAUCCUUGUGAGUCGUUCCUUUGAAAAGAGUUAUUCAGGAGACGUGUGUGUAUGUAUGUAAUAUGUACCUAAUAGUUUACUGCUAUAUGUAGCAUAUCAAUAGUACAGUGCAAAGUGUCCAAGUGGUCAAACGCAUUAUAUGCAUUGUUAAUUCAUGGGCUUUGUGCACAUUGAAAUUCAAAGUGCCUGCUCACUGUUCUCUUUGACUCAUAAGCAACACCAUAUUUCCAUGCCAGAGAAGGUUGAAGGGGAAAUUAUUAGUGGCACUGGUACAAUCCACAGUCACACAAAGAAUGAGUGAGAAAUAGAGAACAGGUCUGGAGCAUAAUGUUCUAAACUUUAGAACAUUAUGCUUUUGCAAUCACAAAUGCUUUAGUAGUAAUAUCUUCUUUUAUUUUGCUUGCAAUGAAAAACACAAGAGAAUGGAAAAAAAAACAAACAUCAUUAUUAUUUUACACAGAACUCCAAAAAUUGGCCGAACAAAAUUAAUGGCACCCUGUGAAAAUCAUGUGAUGCUUCUCUAAUUUGUCUAAUUAACACCAACUCUUACUUACUUGUGGCACAUAACAGGUCGUGGCAAUAACUAAAUCACACGUGCAGCCAGUUAAAAUGGAUUAAAGUUGACUCAACCUCUGUCCUGUGUCCUUGAGUGUACCAGAUUGAGCAUGGAGAAAAGAAAGAGGACCAAAGAACUGUCUGAGGACUUGAGAAGCAAAAUUGCGAGGAAGCAUGGGCAAUCUCAAAGCGACAAGUCCAUCUCCAAAGACCUGAAUGUUCCCGUGUCUACCAUGUGCUGUGUCAUCAAUAAGUGUAAAGCCCAUAGCACUGUGGCUAACCUCCCUAGAUGUGGACGGAAAAGAAAAAUUGACGAGAGAUUUCAACGAAAGAUUAUGCGGAUGGUGGAUACAGAACCUCAACUAACAUCCAACAGUGUCAACCCUUACUAUACGUCGGCGCCUGAAUGAAAAGGGACUCUAUGGUAGGAUACCCAGGAAGACCCCACUUUUGACCCAGAGGCUGGAGUUUGCCAAAACCUACUUAAGAAAGCCAAAAACGUUAUGGAAGAAUGUUCUUUGGUCGGAUGAGACAAAAGUAGAGCUUUUUGGGAAAAGGCAUCAACAUCCUUCAAAGAAAAGAACACGGGCACCACAGUCAAACAUGGCGGAGGUUCCCUGAUGUUUUGGGGUUUCUUUGCUGCCUCUGGCACUGGACUGCUUGGCCGUGUGCAUAGCAUUAUGAAGUCUGAAGACUACCAAGAAAUUUUGCAGCAUAAUGUCAGGCCCAGUGUGAGAAAGCUGGGUCUCCCUCAGAGGUCAUGAGUCUUCCAUCACGACAAUGAACCAAAACACACUUCAAAAGCACUAGAAAAUGGUUUGAGAGAAAUCACUGGAGACUUCUAAAGUGGCCAGCAAUGAGUCCAGACCUGAAUCCCAUAGAACACCUGCUGAGAGAUCUGAAAAUGGCAGUUUGGAGAAGGCACCCUUCAAAUCUCAGAGACGUGGAGCAGUUGGCCAAAGAAGAAUCUCUUCGAUGGAUACCGUAAGCGGUUGUUCGCAGUUAUUUUGUCUAAAAGUUGUGCUACCAAGAAUUAGGCUGAGGGUGCCAAUAUUUUUGUCCGGCCCAUUUUUGGAGUUUUGUGUAAAAUGAUAAUGAUUUGGGAAAAAAAAAAAAAAAAUCAUUCGCUUUUGAGGUUUUUUUCCAUUGCAAGCAAAAUAAGAUAUAAGAUAUUACUACCAAAGCAUUUGUAAUUGCAUUCAUUUUCUGGGAGAAAUUAAGCAUUAUCUGACAGAAUUGCAGGGGUGCUAAUACUUUUGGCCAGCACUGUAUAAAAAUACAGCUACUGUUUAAUGUAUAAGUGUUCUAUUUAACCAGAGUAUCAAAAAUUAUUUAAUUGUAUUCUUUUUUUUUACUGGUUAAACUUAAAUUCUAUUCACCGUUAUUAGCAGUACACUAAAUCAGUGGGAUGCUGAAAGUUUCCAAUUUAUUUUCAUCUAAAGCUCUCCAAAAUGGGUGUAAAAGGGUUUGACAUAAGAAGAGUUCAAGUACAGGCGUAGAUAACUUUGACCCCUGUGAGAAAUGAUUGGGGAACAUCUGCUGGUGUCCAGAUGUUGAGGUGCCAGUUGGAAGGUGACGUUGCCUCACCAGGGACGCCGCCCGCACUGUCACGCCAAACGUUUGUCCGUGCAAUUAUUGCUAAGAGCCAUUUAGUACCUUGUUAGUGAUUUUAAUUUUCAUAUCUAUACAUAGCGGUGCCUUUAGAUAUGAAUUUAAGUGUUUAAUCACUACCAGCCCUUCCAAUUUGAACAACUAGCGCCGUCGAUGGCAGUGAAUUAGUUAAUUUGUCCUGACCAAACAUGUGCCUCAACUCGUCUUUCAACUUUGAAAUGAAUGGAAAUAAUAUUAAUCCAUUACAGUCUCACACAAAAACAACUAUGCAUGUUUUUUUUUCUCAAACAUUGUAGUGACUGUUAUUUCUUAAUCUGACCAAAACACAAAAUAUUGUUCAUUGUGAACAACAGUUUCUGUAUCGCCCAACUCCUUCUCAGAAAAGUCUAGUUAAACCCAGCUAGUGGGAUAUUUUAGCAUACAAAUGUGAGCUGUUGUUUUCUCACCUUUCAAUGAAGCCACAUAAUCGUCACAGUAGCGUGAAGUGAACAGGCUGAAAGCAAUUGCGCUUUACAAAUAAACACUCUAACUGUGAAAAAUUUCACUUCGGGUGUGAAUGCUAAAAGGCCGUCAUAUUUGAUUGAAUUUUGAGCUUUAAAACCAUAUGUCAGGAACUAAUUAAACUAUUUUUGGGUGCUAUUUUUUUUUAUUAUUAUAAAAGAAAGACCCUGUGAAAUUAUAAUUCAUAUCUCAAUGUUUGUUUCAUUUCAUCUCAUGCCUCCAGUAGGAAGCUGCCAUGUCCUGAAAUGAAAAUUGGUGGCCGAAAAAAAACUGAGAAACUUAUUUAAUUAUAACAAAUUAAAUAUAGAUGAAAGAUUCCAAGUAUGAAUACAAAAUAUGAACAAAUCCAAAUCCACAAGAAUUAAAUUUAUUCCUUUUGAAAGAUUUUUAAUUUUUAGGUUUUCUAUAUUUGUUAUAGAUUUGGUCAACACUUGCCUAUGUGAUUCUCCCCUUUUCUGUGGUUAACAAUACAAUAGAUUUUGAAUUUAAGAAGCCCAUUAGGACUCUACAUGAUCAACCGAGCCUCCAUUAGAAAAAACGAGAAGGCACUUGAGGGUUUUAGUUUAAUAUAUUAUAUAAUGUAUUUUCAUUUUAUUCCAUUGUUACAUUUCUGAAUUGGCAAUCAGCUGCCUUUUUAAAAGAAACAUGAUCAGCUGUAGGAAACAAUGUUUUCUUGAUUGAACAAGUGAUCAAGCUAUAAAAAGGGUCAAAUUGCAUUCAGGCUCAGAAUGCAACCUGAUAAGAUGCAUAUUGUUCAUAUGGACUGAAAUUUGACGGACAACAGCGAAGUCCUAGAGAUUAUCAACGCCAUUACUUGGAAAUUUGACGUAUAUUGUAAUGGCUUUUGUAAAAUCCGACCGGCCAAUAUGAAAUAAUCAAUUUUAAACUGGAUUAUUUAGGCUGAGAUGCAGUCACGCCUCUCUCUCCUGCACUGGUAUUCAUCGUGUCCUUUGAUUGUUUGAAGUUUUACUUGUAUUGCGCCUUUCCACCAUUUUAAGGCCCUUAAAAAGUGCGUACGACAGGAGAAAAACAAGU